UUCUCCCCCUCUGUUAAGUCCCUCCCCCUCGCCAUUCAAAAGGACUGGCUCGGCACUGGCUCCUUGCAGUCGGCGAACUGUCGGGGCGGGAGGAACCGUGAGCAGGAGCUGCACUCAGCUGCCCGCGCGGCAAAGCGGAAGGCAAGCCAAACAGAGUGCGCAGAGUGGCAGAGCCAGCGGCGAUACAGGCAGUACAGGCAGCCCGGGCUGCCUGAAUAGCCUCAGAAAGCAACCUCAGCGACUCCGGCUGCUCUGCGGACUGCGAGCUGUGGCGGUAGAGCCCGCUACAGCAGUCGCAGUCUCCGUGGAGCGGGCGGAAGCCUUUUUUUCUCCUUUUCGUUUUACCUCUUCAUUCUACUCUAAAGGCAUCGUUAAUAGAGUUGUGCGGGAUAACACAACGAACUAUAAGAAGUGUGCCUGUUAUGGACUUGUUGUCCGGGACGUACAUAUUCGCGGUCCUCCUAGCAUGCGUGGUGUUCCACUCUGGCGCCCAGGAGAAGAACUACACCAUCCGAGAAGAAAUGCCAGAAAACGUCCUGAUAGGCGACUUGUUGAAAGACCUUAACUUGUCCCUGAUUCCAAACAAGUCCUUGACAUCUGCUAUGCAGUUCAAGCUAGUGUACAAGACCGGAGAUGUGCCACUGAUUCGAAUUGAAGAGGGUACUGGUGAGAUCUUCACUACUGGCGCUCGCAUUGAUCGUGAGAAAUUAUGUGCUGGUAUCCCAACGGAUGAGCUUUGCUUUUAUGAAGUGGAGGUUGCCAUUUUGCCGGAUGAAAUAUUUAGACUGGUUAAGAUACGUUUUCUGAUAGAAGAUAUAAAUGAUAAUGCACCAUUGUUCCCAACAACGGUUAUCAACAUAUCAAUUCCAGAGAACUCGGCUAUAAACUCUAAAUAUACUCUCCCAGCGGCCAUUGAUCCUGACGCAGGAAUAAACGGAGUUCAAAACUACGAGCUAAUUAAGGGUCAAAACAUUUUUGGCCUCGAUGUCAUUGAAACACCAGAAGGAGAGAAGAUGCCACAACUGAUAGUUCAAAAGGAGUUAGAUAGGGAAGAGAAAGAUAUCUACGUGAUGAAAGUAAAGGUUGAAGAUGGUGGCUUUCCUCAAAGAUCCAGUACUGCUAUUUUGCAAGUAAGUAUUACUGAUACAAAUGACAACCACCCAGUAUUUAAGGAGACGGAGAUUGAAGUCAGUAUACCAGAAAAUGCUCCCGUAGGCACUUCAGUGACACAGCUCCAUGCCACAGAUGCUGACAUAGGUGAAAAUGCCAGGAUCCACUUCUCUUUCAGCAAUCUAGUCUCCAACAUUGCCAAAAGAUUAUUUCACCUCAACACCACCACUGGACUUAUCACAAUCAAAGAACCACUGGAUAGGGAAGAAACACCAAACCACAAGUUACUGGUUUUGGCAAGUGAUGGUGGAUUGGUUCCGGCAAGAGCAAUGGUGCUGGUAAAUGUUACAGAUGUCAAUGAUAAUGUCCCAUCCAUUGACAUAAGAUACAUCGUCAAUCCAAUCAAUGACACAGUUGUUCUUUCAGAAAAUGUUCCAUUCAACACCAAAAUUGCUCUCAUAACUGUGACGGAUAAGGAUGCGGACCAUAAUGGCAGGGUGACAUGUUUCACAGAUCAUGAAAUCCCUUUCAGAUUGAGGCCAGUAUUCAGUAAUCAGUUCCUCCUGGAGACAGCAGCAUAUCUUGACUACGAGUCCACAAAAGAAUAUGCCAUUAAAUUACUGGCUGCAGAUUCUGGCAAACCUCCUUUGAAUCAGUCAGCAAUGCUCUUCAUCAAAGUGAAAGAUGAAAAUGACAAUGCUCCAGUUUUCACCCAGUCUUUAGUAACCGUUUCUAUUCCUGAGAAUAACUCUCCUGGCAUCCAAUUGACGAAAGUAAGUGCAACAGAUGCAGACAGUGGGUCUAAUGCUGAGAUCAAUUUCCUGCUAGGCCCUGAUGCUCCACCUGAGUUCAGCCUGGAUCGUCGUACAGGCAUGCUGACUGUAGUGAAGAAACUAGAUAGAGAAAAAGAGGAAAAGUAUUUAUUCACAGUUCUGGCAAAAGAUAACGGGGUGCCACCCUUAACCAGCAAUGUCACAGUCUUUGUAAGUGUUAUUGAUCAGAAUGACAACAGCCCAGUUUUCACUCACAAUGAAUACAACUUCUAUGUCCCAGAAAACCUUCCAAAACAUGGUACAGUGGGACUAAUCACUGUAACUGAUCCUGAUUAUGGAGAGAAUUCUGCAGUUACUCUCUCCAUUUUAGACGAGAAUGAUGGCUUCACCAUUGAUUCACAAACUGGUGUCAUCCGACCAAAUAUUUCAUUUGAUAGAGAAAAACAAGAAUCUUACACUUUCUAUGUAAAGGCUGAGGAUGGUGGUAGAGUGUCACGUUCUUCAAGUGCCAAAGUAACCAUAAAUGUGGUUGAUGUCAAUGACAACAAACCAGUUUUCAUUAUCCCUCCUUCCAACUACUCUUAUGAAUUGGUUCGACCAUCCACUGAUCCAGGAACAGUGGUCUUUCAGGUAAUUGCUGUUGACAAUGACACUGGCAUGAAUGCAGAGGUUCGUUAUAGCAUUGUAGGAGGAAACACAAGAGGUCUGUUUGAAAUCAACGAAACAACAGGCAACAUAAUAAUGAAGGAGAAAUGUGAUGUCACAGACCUUGGUUUACACAGAGUGUUGGUCAAAGCUAAUGACUUAGGACAACCUGAUUCUCUCUUCAGUGUUGUAACUGUCAAUCUGUUUGUGAAUGAGUCAGUGACCAAUGCUGCACUGAUUAAUGAACUGCUACACAAAAGCACUGAAGCACCAGUGACCCCAAAUACUGAGAUAGCUGAGGCAUCCUCACCAACUACUGACUAUGUCAAGAUCCUGGUUGCAGCUGUUGCUGGCACCGUAACUGUCGUUGUAGUUAUUUUCAUCACUGCUGUAGUAAGAUGUCGCCAGGCACCACACCUUAAGGCUGCUCAGAAAAACAAGCAGAAUUCCGAAUGGGCUACCCCAAACCCAGAAAACAGGCAGAUGAUAAUGAUGAAGAAAAAGAAAAAGAAGAAGAAGCAGCCCCCUAAGAACCUGCUGCUUAACUUUGUCACUAUUGAAGAAACUAAAGCAGAUGAUGUUGACAAUGAUGGAAACAGCAUCACACUAGAACUUCCUAUUGAUCUAGAAGAGCAAACCAUGGGCAAGUACAAUUGGGUAACUACACCUACUACUUUCAAGCCCGACAGCCCUGAUUUGGCCCGACACUACAAAUCUGCCUCUCCACAGCCUGCCUUCCAGAUUCAGCCUGAAACUCCCCUGAAUUCGAAGCACCACAUCAUCCAAGAACUGCCUCUCGAUAACACCUUUGUGGCCUGUGAUUCUAUCUCCAAGUGUUCCUCAAGCAGUUCAGAUCCCUACAGCGUUUCUGACAGUGGCUAUCCAGUGACAACCUUCGAGGCACCUGUGUCUGUACACGCCAGACCGACUGAUUCCAGGACAUCACCUAUUGAAAUCUGCAGUGAGAUAUAACUUUCUAGGAACAACAAAAUUCCAUUCCCCUUCCAAAAAAUUUCAAUGAUUGUGAUUUCAAAAUUAGGCUAAGAUCAUUAAUUUUGUAAUCUAGAUUUCCCAUUAUAAAAGCAAGCAAAACAAAAAAUCAUGUUAAAAACGAUGUCCUAGUGAACCUUGUGCUUUCUUUAGCUGUAAUCUGGCAAUGGAAAUUUCAAAUUUAUGGAAGAAACAGUGCAGUGCAAUAACAGAGUACUCUCAUGCUGUUUCUCUGUUUGCUCUGAAUCAACAGCUGUGAUGUAAUAUAAGGCUGUCUUAGAGUAUACACUUAUGGUUAAUAUAUCAGUGAUGAAACAUGCAAUUACUUGCCCUGUCUGAUUGUUGAAUAAUUAAAACAUUAUGUCCGGGAGUUUGGAAGUGAGCUGAACUAUCCAAGCUACUCUCUGAAAGGUAUCCAGGGCAAGAGACUUUUUUAAGACCCCAAACAAACAAAAGACAAAACCAAAACACUCUGGUUCAGUGUUUUGAAAAUAUUCACUAACAUAAUAUUGCUGAGAAAAUAAUUUUUAUUACCCACCACUCUGCUUAAAAGUUGAAUGGGCCGGGUGCGGUGGCUCACGCCUGUAAUCCCAGCACUUUGGGAGGCCGAGGCGGAUGGAUCACGAGGUCAGGAGAUCGAGACCAUCCUGGCUAACAUGGUGAAACCCCGUCUCUACUAAAAAUGCAAAAAAUUAGCCAGGCGUGGUAGCAGGCACCUGUAGUCCCAGCUACUCUGGAGGCUGAGGCAGGAGAAUUACUUGAACCUGGGAGGCAGAGGUUGCAGUGAGCCGAGAUCGCACCACUGCACUCCAGCCUGGGUGACAGAGCAAGACUCUGUCUCAAAACAAACAAACAAACAAAAAGUUGAAUGAUAGAAAAUAAUUUUACUAGGUUUUUAUGUUGAUUGUAAUCAUGCUGUUCCACUCUUUUUAAUUAUUAAAAAGUUAUUUUUGGCUGGGUGUAGUGGCUCACACCUGUAAUCCCAGCACUUUGGGAGGCCGAGGCAGGCGGAUCACCUGAGGUCAGGAGUUCAAGACCAGACUGGCCAACAUGGCAAAACCCUGU
Messenger RNA from Chlorocebus sabaeus (green monkey), 4583 nucleotides. NCBI's taxonomy places the organism in Eukaryota, Metazoa, Chordata, Mammalia, Primates, Cercopithecidae. The record is from RefSeq and is a predicted model, not a curated record.